UCCAGCCACACCCUUGAAGACUGCAGAGAGUAGGUGUGGUUUAGGUCACGUUGAUUAAUAGGCGUGGUUACUUAAUUUGCAGAAUAGGCGAGACAUGUAUCAUGUGAUGGAAGCUCAUUGCAACUGAAAAGAAGUUAAAUUCUCAAUAAAUAGUACUACAUAUAAUAGAUAAUCAAAGAUGUCUGCUCCCCCUCCUCCUCCUCCUCCCCCUGUUGUGAGUGGUGGACUAAUAGAAGACACUUCAGAGCCAGCAGCUCCAUCAAUGGAGGAGAAGCCGGCUAGUAAACCAGUUGAAGGUGCUCCACCUGCCAGUGGUAAGGUAUGGGAGAGACCAUGGAGUAUAGCAGAAAUGAAGGAAGGGAGUAGGGACUGGACACUAGCCUCUGAUGCUGGGAUGCUCUUGUUUCUGAAGGAGUUUUCUCAGCACAUAAGAACUCGUACACACGAGAUUGAGAAACAGGUUGACACCCUGGUCGACGAGACGAAAGGAACCGGAACAAGAAUGAAUAACAUGAUCAACGACUUCUUAAUACUCUCAAAUAUUCAAUUUGUGGAGAACCGAGUCUUUGAGGAGAACAAUGAGGCAGAGGCUGAGAAUGAAGAACAGAAGAAAGAAGACGAAGUGA
Amphimedon queenslandica is the source of this 626-nucleotide messenger RNA. Its product is annotated as WASH complex subunit FAM21-like. The transcript is spliced from 5 exons. Lineage: Eukaryota; Metazoa; Porifera; Demospongiae; Haplosclerida; Niphatidae. The annotation marks the transcript as partial. The record is from RefSeq and is a predicted model, not a curated record.